UUCGCUGCCUUUUCGGCUCUUCUAGGGUGGGCAGCGGCUAUCUUCCUCGGCUCUCGUGCUCCUGCCGCCACGGCCUGGGCGCUGUCCCCCGGCUCCCGGAGCUCAGCGCGAAGCCCUGGCCCCGGCGGCCGGGGCAUGGGCCAGGGGCACGGCGUGAAGCGGCGUUCUGCACGGCCGUGACGUGCACCGGCUUCAGCAUGAAGACCCUCAUCGCCGCCUACUCCGGGGUGCUCCGGGGUGAGCGUCGGGCCGAAGCGGCCCGCGGCGAGAACAAGAAUGGAGGACCUGCCCUGUCACGCGAGGGGUCUGGGCGAUGGGGCACGGGCUCCAGCAUCCUCUCAGCCCUCCAAGACAUCUUCUCUGUCACCUGGCUCAAUAGGUCCAAGGUGGAAAAGCAGCUGCAGGUCAUCUCAGUACUACAGUGGGUCCUAUCCUUCCUGGUGCUAGGAGUGGCCUGCAGUGUCAUCCUCAUGUACACCUUCUGCACUGACUGCUGGCUGAUAGCUGUGCUUUACUUCACCUGGCUGGCAUUUGACUGGAACACACCCAAGAAAGGUGGCAGGAGAUCACAGUGGGUGCGAAACUGGGCUGUGUGGCGCUAUUUCCGAGACUACUUUCCCAUCCAGCUGGUGAAGACGCACAACCUGCUGACCACCAGGAACUAUAUCUUUGGAUACCAUCCCCAUGGCAUCAUGGGCCUGGGCGCCUUCUGUAACUUCAGCACAGAGGCUACUGAAGUUAGCAAGAAGUUCCCUGGCAUCAGGCCCUAUUUGGCCACAUUGGCUGGUAACUUCCGGAUGCCGGUGCUUCGGGAGUACCUGAUGUCCGGAGGCAUCUGCCCUGUCAACCGAGACACCAUAGACUACUUGCUUUCCAAGAAUGGGAGUGGCAAUGCUAUCAUCAUCGUGGUGGGAGGUGCAGCAGAGUCCCUGAGCUCCAUGCCUGGCAAGAAUGCAGUCACCUUGCGGAACCGCAAAGGCUUUGUAAAACUGGCCCUACGCCAUGGAGCCGAUCUGGUUCCCACCUAUUCCUUCGGAGAAAAUGAAGUAUACAAGCAGGUGAUCUUUGAGGAGGGCUCCUGGGGCCGGUGGGUCCAGAAGAAGUUCCAGAAGUAUAUUGGUUUUGCCCCAUGCAUCUUCCAUGGCCGAGGCCUCUUCUCCUCUGACACCUGGGGCCUGGUGCCUUACUCCAAGCCCAUCACCACUGUUGUGGGGGAGCCCAUCACCGUCCCCAAGCUGGAACACCCGACCCAGAAGGACAUCGACCUGUACCAUGCCAUGUACAUGGAGGCCCUGGUGAAGCUCUUUGACAGUCACAAGACCAAAUUCGGCCUUCCAGAAACAGAAGUGCUGGAGGUGAACUGACCCAGCUGUGGGGCCAACUCCUGGAAGGAAUGACCGCAAAUCCUUUUCUACCAAGUUCUCAAGUGCAUUUGGUUCUGUAAAUUUGCAAGCGUCAUGGGUGUCUGUGGGUUAUUUAAAAGAAAUUAUAAUUUGUUAAACCAUUGCAAUGUUAGAUCUUUCUUAACAAAGGGAAGAGUCAGUGUUUUAAGCGCACUUCUGGUGUGUCAUGCUCGAGGUGGUGGCUGAUGUUUCUGGGCCGAGAUGG
Molecule: messenger RNA, 1608 nt
Organism: Acomys russatus (golden spiny mouse)
Lineage: Eukaryota; Metazoa; Chordata; Mammalia; Rodentia; Muridae
Gene: Dgat2
Product: diacylglycerol O-acyltransferase 2
Exons: 8
Coding region: 198-1364 (388 amino acids)
Biological process (GO): triglyceride biosynthetic process
Cellular component (GO): endoplasmic reticulum membrane
Molecular function (GO): diacylglycerol O-acyltransferase activity
Source: RefSeq, a predicted model, not a curated record